Owenia fusiformis is the source of this 1425-nucleotide messenger RNA. The record is from the annotation of a GenBank genome assembly. Lineage: Eukaryota; Metazoa; Annelida; Polychaeta; Sabellida; Oweniidae.
AGAAUAAUUAAUAGUAAGACUACAAACCAUAAAUAUUAAACCCCAAAAUCUGGGUAAUUACUCUGAAUAAUUUAUUCAGCUCAAGUUACCUGCUGUAAUCAGUUUAUUGAAGAGCUUGAUUCCAGUGUCAGAAUCUAUUGUUACAGUCUCAAAUCACAAUGGAGUAAUUAGCAACGUAUUGGGAAUGUAAUACAGUUCCAGAGAACUGUGCUAAGUCUAGUGGUGUUUUUGAUUUGAAAUGGCCAGUAUACUCUCACCAGAAAGGCCAAAGAUUAAUGGCAAAUACCAUAUUCCUUACGCUAAAGAAGAUAGCAUUAAAAAAACUGGUAAACCUGUCAUUAAACAACGUAAGAGCAAAACGGAUGCUGAAACUCAACCUGAAAAGAAAAGCAAAGACAAAAUGAAACCUGAAAAUGAUGAUAAUGUUACAAAAAAUGAUGUUAUUCAAAAUGAUGAUAAGCAACCAGAAAAGGUUAAAAAGAAUAUUGGUAACACCAAUGGUAAGGAUGAAAUGGAAUCUAAAGAAGAAAUGGAAAUUAGAAUACCUAAAGCAGAUGAUAAUGUCAGUCAUCAAAACACCAAAGAUGAUACAGAUCUGAAAUUUGAAGUUGUCAAAGAAUCAAAACAAAUUGAUUUAGAGGAUAAUAUUUGUGAAGAACCAAAAGAAGUCAAUCUGAAUGAUGUUAAUAAUGCCAAGAUUGAGUCAGCUGUGAGUGGUCAAACAUUAAAUCAAACAUUAAAUCAAUCAAAUACUGACCAUACAAGCAAAAAAGAUGUGAAUGAAAAUAAGUUAGUUGAACCAGAUGAAAACCAGCAUGCAAUAGUGGCUGCACCUCAAAUGACGCAUACAAUAAAACCAUUAAAAGGAUCAAAAAGUGAAUAUGAACUUAAACAGGACAGAAAUCAAAGUCCAGCUGAAAAUGAAAGUUCAAGUAACAUUGCUCCUUGGAAUGAAAGUACUACAAGUAAAUCAGAAUCUGAUAAUCUUUCUAUGCCAGGAACAUUAUUAACACCAUUGAAAAUAAGGAAAAGCUCAGUGAAAUUGUCCUCUCUUGAAGAGGGACAGCCAUUGAGUAGACUAACAACACCGAUUCUUGAUGAUUUCACUGGUGAAAGUUUACCCACAUCAAGAAAUGGUUCAUUUUCUGGAGAAAAAUUUGGGAUGGUGAAACCAGUAUUUUCUCGAAAAUUUUCUGGAAAAUCUACUCUACAAACUUAUGGUUUAUUGAAGAAUGGGUAAGAAUUUUGUGCAAAGAAGUUAUAAUAUUUUAAGUUAAUAUCUUUUUUAGGUAAUGGUUUCAUUUGCGAUGAUCUUUGAUUAUUUUGAAAAAUGCAUGCAAAAGAAACCAUUUUUGUUUUUUCACAAAUGUUGAGAUUUGAAUACAUUACAUUCCAUUGCACAACUAAUAAAUCAGAAUUAAAUCC